AUGGCUCUUCUAGAUUGGCAUAAACCCAUUCACAGAAACAGUGAGAAAGCUAUAUCACAAAUGAGUAUUGUGAUCAGAAAUGGGCAUAACACUAAGUUAAAUGAGGCCAACUGGGUACCAGGGUUACACUGUAGGAAACCUCAGUUGAGAGUGGAAGUGGAUGGGAAUUUAUUCUGUGUUAAGGAUCUGUUGCUUGCAGGUGGAGUGAAGUGGGACAAAACUCUGGUCAGAGUUCUGUUUACUGAGGCUGAUGCUGAGAAAAUCUUACAGAUAAAAUCCUUAAAACCCAGAACAGCAGAUCAAUGGCACUGUUCUUUUUUGUUCAAGGGGAAGCUUUCAGUCUAG
This is a messenger RNA of Striga asiatica, 345 nucleotides long. The record is from the annotation of a GenBank genome assembly. Lineage: Eukaryota; Viridiplantae; Streptophyta; Magnoliopsida; Lamiales; Orobanchaceae.